GCGGCGGUGGGAGCCGGGCCGGGACGGGGCAGGCUCGGCGCGGCCAUGGAGAUCGGCACCGAGAUCAGCCGCAAGAUCCGGGGUGCUAUAAAAGGAAAGUUACAGGAGCUGGGGGCUUAUGUUGAUGAAGAGCUCCCUGAUUAUAUUAUGGUUAUGGUGGCCAAUAAGAAGAGUCAAGAGCAGAUGACAGAAGACCUUUCCCUUUUCCUUGGAAACAAUACUGUCAGGUUUACUGUCUGGCUCCAUGGUGUUUUGGAUAAGCUGCGAUCUGUGACUACUGAACCAACCAGCCUAAAAUCUUCAGAAUCUAAUGUCUUUGAGAGCAACCUGCCUUCCAGCAAAAGCAGUUCAUGUGUGAGCGAUGAGAGGAGGCGUGAGGAUAUCUUGCCACCUCUUGCGGUGUCAAGCACUCGGACUGAAAGAAAUGACUCCAGAGUUUCAACCAGCUCACAGGAGCAGAGGAACACUGCUUCCAGGCAGUCUUGUGAAGUUGGUUCUGCAUCCUGUUUAACAUCUACUGUCAAGCCUUUGAGGGAAUUGUCACCUUCUGAGGCUGUAAUUGACAUUAAACCUGAACCAGAUGAUCUAAUUGAUGAAGACCUAAACUUCGUGCCGGAGAAUCCUUUGUCGCGGAAGAAACCCAUUGUGACUGUAACUUACGGUUCCUCUCGUCCCUCGGCCGAGAUCUACCGGCCACCAGCUGUCAGGAGUGCAGAGGCCAGCGUUCACGUGUCCAGAUUGUCACAACAGGGCAGCUUGCAGGGGAGCCGCCAGUUAGACACACAAGGCUGCAGGUCUUUGGAAAAAGGCCAGCUGUGCAAUCCAGAAGCAUUUGGCAGCUUAACAGAAGGUCACAGACCCACCUCCAAACUCGGUGCUGAUAAAGUGGCCAGUGAGGAGGAAAGCUCCAGGAAGAGACGGCUGCCCGUUGUAAGCUCGGUAGUCAAAGUGAAAAAGUUCUGUAAUGAUGGAGAAGAUGAAGAGGAAGAGGAAGACUAUGGAUUGCGAACAGGAAGCAUCUCCAGCAGUGUGUCUGUACCUGCAAAGCCAGAAAGAAGACCUUCAUUGCCGCCUUCAAAGCAGGCCAAUAAGAAUUUAAUACUGAAAGCAAUCUCUGAAGCACAGGAAUCAGUUACAAAAACAACCAAUUAUUCCACUGUUCCACAGAAACAAACUGUUCCAGUUGCACCAAGAACUCGAAUUAGCCCAGAAGAGUCACAGUUAGAAGUCAUUCAUUUGCAAAGCAGAUUGCCUGUUCUGAGUUCUCAACUUCAAGUAGAAGAGUCAAAGGAGCAGACAGUUGAAGAAAUUCAAGGAAUUGAACAAAAGGAGCUCUCUUGUCGGCUUCAGAUUGAUCCUAUGAUUGAAGAUGUCUUGCAAGUGACUCAGGAUUACUGUGAUCCAGAGUCUUUGGUCCACUCAGACACUCGGUCCUUUAUCCUGAAGAAGCCCAAGUUAUCAGAGGAGAUGGCGCCGCAGAAUCAGCAGUUGGGAAAGAAGGGUACAGAGGCAGUGCGAGUUCACUCAGGACGUCUGAUACAGACACGAGACCAGCUUGCACAGCCAGAGAAACCUGCUAGUCCCAAGUUCAUUGUGACACUGGAUGGUGUGCCCAGUCCACCAGGAUACCUCUCUGAUCAGGAUGAGGAAGACAUGUGUCUAAUGGAAGGAUUAAAACCAGUUACCCAGCAUAUGUGUGCUGGCAAAGGAUUGAAAGGUCUUCGAGCACAGCAGAUGCAACUUGUAACCAGGCAGCUGGAGAACUGUGACGUGGAAAUAGAAGACUUAAGUAUGCUACAAAAACAGGAGAAGGUGCUGGAGCGCUGCAAGUACUGGCCUGCCUGUAAAAAUGGAGAUGAAUGUGUGUACCAUCAUCCCACACUACCUUGCAAAGUUUUUCCUAACUGCAAGUUUGCUGAUAAAUGUCUGUUCAUCCAUCCAAACUGUAAAUACGAUGCAAAGUGCACUAAGCCAGACUGUCCUUACACUCAUGCCAGUCGACGAAUCCCGCAUCCAUCUCCUAAACCAGCACCCCUGCCCACACUAUCCAUACCUUCCAGUAGUCUGCUGUGCAAGUUUUUUCCAGCUUGUAAGAAAAUGGAGUGUCCAUUUUACCACCCAAAACAUUGUAGGUUUAAUACACAGUGUACUAGACCAGACUGCACUUUCUACCAUCCCACUGUUGCUGUACCUCCACGCCAUGCCUUGAAAUGGACUCGAACUCAAGCCAGCAAGAGGGAUUAUCUGACACACUCCAUAAUGAAAUAACAAAUCUGAACAGACAACUGCAUUUUAAGCUUAAAGAACUACAGUAAAAUAUUUUUAUAAGGUGACCUGACAGGGGGCUGGAGAGAAGAGGAGAGGAGAGGAUGCACUCUGGUGUUGCACAGAGCACUGCUGGAAUGAGUUUCCAGAGGAAAGACUGCAAAGAACAUUAUUUUUCUACAGAAUUUCCCCGUGCCUUCAUUAGCUGUCCCUUGCAGAAAUAGCUGCCACUAUGAAGCUAUUUUCCAUGUGAGAUGAGGAGACAAGAAUUUGUAAGGGCAGCAGAAGACCGGGACCAUCUCCAUUGCUGCAUUUCCACUGCUGUGCUGGGCUGUCACCAAUUGCAGUGUUCAGCAUGAGAAAAGCUAUUACUCUACUACAAACGGUAACAAACCAAGCUACAAAGCUAAAACUGCAUUUUUUUUAAAAAAGGGAAAUGGUUCUAAUGCAUUUAGUUAGUUUGUUACAUUUUCAAGUUAUCAUUUUGGGCUUGAGUGUAUUCUAAUAUGGAAUUUUACAUUUAAAAUGCCUUAGCUUGCUUCACAAAUCAGUAAUGCAGCUUCUCCAUUACUUUAUUCUGUAUACCUACAAUUGAACUGAAAAGCAGAAAUUAAGCUAAUUACCAUAAACUGCUAAGAAAAAAAAAAAAAAAAAACCAAGCUAUUUUGCACCUGAAAUCACAACAUCAGGGUACAUAGUAGCAAGAAAAGGAAAAACAGACCAGAAAUGUGUAAAGUACUACCCAGCAGCACCAAUAUCUCACAAAAAUACAAGAAACCAUUUUUAGUUCAUGCAGUGUGUGUCUGUGUUCAUGCCUGGAGUUCCUUUAGAAGGAUAUUUACUGGAUUCCAAAAUAAUACAGUGUGACACAUAUUCUGGGUGCAACUGAUGGUUGAAAAAAUCAUGAUCAUGGUGUUAUGGCUGUACCACUUCCAGCUCCAUUGCAUGGAAAGAUCCACCCCCCACCUCCUCAGUCUCAAGAAUUUACAAUUAAGUUAAUAGAAAAUUAAUUUUCGCAACAGCAUGCUUGGGAUUGGCUUUGGUCAUUACAAAUGACCACAGUAACAGCAAAUCUGUGGUUAAAGUUGGCCCUCUCAGCCACUACAUUGGAAAAAUAAACUUCUUUGGUGGCUGGGAGGAGGGAGUUGGGACAGAG
This is a messenger RNA of Taeniopygia guttata (zebra finch), 3421 nucleotides long. Lineage: Eukaryota; Metazoa; Chordata; Aves; Passeriformes; Estrildidae. The record is from RefSeq and is a predicted model, not a curated record.